Molecule: messenger RNA, 2877 nt
Organism: Passer montanus (Eurasian tree sparrow)
Lineage: Eukaryota; Metazoa; Chordata; Aves; Passeriformes; Passeridae
Gene: STXBP4
Product: syntaxin binding protein 4
Exons: 23
Coding region: 356-2518 (720 amino acids)
Biological process (GO): regulation of insulin secretion involved in cellular response to glucose stimulus; insulin receptor signaling pathway
Cellular component (GO): cytoplasmic vesicle
Molecular function (GO): syntaxin binding
Source: RefSeq, a predicted model, not a curated record
GCCUUCUGCGCCCCCUCAGAGCGCAUUGAGUGAGGGGGUCCCGGCGGAGCCGCCCCCUCCUCGCCCGGCAGCGGGACGGCUCGGGCGCAGGUUGUGUACGAGGUAACUGGAGUAGCCCACAGGCCGGCGGGGUUCCGCGGCUCCGGUCCCGCACCGGCUGGGCUGUGCUGGACGGGAGUGGCACCGAAAGACCACCGGGAGCGGCGGUGUUCCCGCAGGUUCACCGCUCCGGAGGUGCCUGGUACCGCAGGGAUCACCCGGCUCCCGCAGAAGAUUUUGAUCCUGGGUAGAAGCCUCUUCUUCAUAUGUCAGAACUCUUCCUUUGAACUUUUAUUUUAGUAGUGCUUCUAAGAAGAUGUCCAGUGCAGAUCCCCUCACAAAUACAGAGAAGGAGACCAUCAUGGGCCCUCAUGGAAUUAAUCGAGCUGUUCACCGCAUCUCUUUCUCCGAUUGCCAGAAUGGAUUAGGAGUUAAAAUUAUUGGAGGUUAUCGGGCACAAACAGCAGAAGAUUAUGGGAUUUUCAUAAAGAGAAUUCUACCUGGGGGGGUGGCUGCCGUAGAUAGCCGUUUGCUCACUGGGGACCUAAUUCUGGAUGUCAAUGGAGAAAACCUGGUUGGAGUAACAAAUGAAAGGGCUGUUGACAUCUUGAGAACAGCAUCAGCCUCUAAUCACAUGUCUCUGCUCGUUGCUAGAGAUGAAGAAGCAAAGAAAGAAUUUCAUGACCUAAUGGAUAAGUAUGGCUCUCACAGUGACACAACAUCUGCAAGAACUUCUCCAACACAUCAGUUAGCUGCAAAAUCUAGAGACAGCCUUUCUUCUGGGUCAUCCUCAAGGUCACAGAGUCCUCAGUUGCAUCCGAAGGAUAACAUCAGCAGCAGCAGCAGCAGAAAUUCUGUCCCACCACCAUCCCCAAAGCUUCCAAAUGACAGUGCAUUUCAGAUUAUCUCUGUUUGCAAAGGAACAAGCCUAGGUUUGAAUAUUGUGGGAGGAAUUAACAGAAAUGAAGGGCCUUUGGUAUAUAUUCAAGAAAUUAUCCCUGGUGGUGAUUGCCAUAAGGAUGGACGAUUGAAACCUGGGGAUCAGCUUGUGUCCAUCAACAAGGAGUCCAUGAUUGGAGUCUCCUAUGAAGAGGCAAAAAGCAUAAUCAACAGAACAAAGAUGAGGUUUGAAAAUUUUUGGGAGAUAGCUUUUAUUAGGCAGAAAAACAUACCUAGCCUUCCACAGAAUCUGCAACAUCCUUUCAGCCUCUUAACAUCUUCUGUAGCACAUGGAGAGCAAGAGGCUGCACCACUUGGUCCUCUUCCCUCUCCUAGUGGGAGGCUGGCUUCAGCAUUCCCUCCAGAUGCUAUGGAAACUGGAGUCAAGAUGGGAGAGCAAUCUCCAAUUACUGCUCUAGACAGCAAUCCUGCUGAUGUGUCUGCCACGGUUACUGCCCCCAGCCAGAAUGAUGAUUAUGAGCUCCAAGGAAAGAACUUGAGUAUUCAUCUCAAAACAGAAAAGCUGGAGAGGGCACUGAAUUAUCUUGGGAUUCAGCUCACAGAUGAACAGCAGCAAGCCCUAAGGCAGCAACUUCAUAAAGAUUCUAAAGGAACAGUAUCUUUUGGAGAUUUUCUUGAAGUUUCAAGGAAUCUGUUGUCUGUGCAAUCAAAUUCAACUGAUAAUGGCCACAAAUCUGAAACCUUUGGGAUCAGUGAAGUUGCCAGCUUACAGGACUCACAGUUUGUAACCUGUGAUUCCUUAGAGGAUGAUGUGGAAAAACUUAAGAAAGAAAGAAAUGAAGCUUUAAAAGAAAUGAGCAAAUUAAAGGAAGAAUUGUCUGAAUCUGUGAAUUUACAGAAGCAGUUAGCAGAGCAGCUACAAGUAGUCAAGCAAGAAGCCAAGGCAGCUGUGGAGGAGAGCAGAGCCCUGCGCAGCAGAAUUCACCUGGCAGAGGCUGCUCAGAGGCAGGCCCGGGGAAUGGAGAUGGACUAUGAAGAGGUGAUUCGCCUGUUAGAGGCUGAAAUUGGAGAGCUGAAGGCUCAGCUCGCUGAGCAUUCCGGCCAAAAUAAAGAGAACAUUCAUGACUUGAGAAAGAGGGUUACAGUGCUUGACUGCCAGCUGCGGAAAUCAGAGUCGGCCAGGAAGACAUUUGAGGUGGCCACUGAAAAAUUGCUACAAUUUGUAGAGGUUGUGCAUGAAAUACUUUCAGAUAACUCUACUUCUUCAACUAUUUUAAGUGACAGGAGAACAUUGUCCACUAAAGCACUUCUGGCUCGGCUGGGAAGGGUCGGACCUACUGUCACAGCAGCUCUUGCAGCAGAAGCCAGGGACCUUGCCAAGUCUGUCCGUGCCAUUUUGGAAGUAGAUUGUCUGCCUUAUGGAUGGGAAGAAGCUUAUACAGCUGAUGGAAUCAAAUAUUUUAUCAACCACGUGACCCAGACAACGUCCUGGAUCCAUCCGGUCACCAGCGCUCUGAGCCUGCUGUGCUCCCAGGAGGAGGAGGAUGGCAUCGGAGACCUCCCCGGGCCCAGGAGCUGAGGACAGCUGUGCACAGAGAGUAUUUGUCUGGUUUUAGUCCCUUAGUGAGCAGAUGCACAGGUUUUAGUCUACCUGGUUCCUAGUGUGAUGUAGGAGUACCUGGUGACGUUUCUCCUCAGCAAGCUGGAGGAAGUUCUGCUGGUUUUGAGAUGGGUUUGUUGAUGUGUGCUACAAAGGAUGCAGGUGCCACAGGAGUGGGGCAAUCUCACCUUAGGGCCCAGUCCCAUCUUUACAUGAUUUCCCCACAGACCCAUAACUUCCCUGACCUGAAGCUGAAUUUUCCAGAUCAGCUGAAAUUUUCACAGCUCUGAGCAAUAUGAGAUUUAAGAUGGGACCACUGGUGGUAGAUUCCAGCUGAC